Messenger RNA from Ictidomys tridecemlineatus (thirteen-lined ground squirrel), 3243 nucleotides. RefSeq names its product DDB1- and CUL4-associated factor 12-like protein 2. The record is from RefSeq and is a predicted model, not a curated record. Gene Ontology annotation, cellular component: Cul4-RING E3 ubiquitin ligase complex. Gene Ontology annotation, molecular function: protein binding. Lineage: Eukaryota; Metazoa; Chordata; Mammalia; Rodentia; Sciuridae.
GCCACGGCCUCUUAGACUUAAGCCCCGCGCAGAGUCCUUGCCCAAGCUGACUUCGCUGUCACCUCCCAGACGACCGCACUUCCCGCCCUCGCCUAGAUCCGUGCCACCCUAGCAGCCGCUGUCGCCCGCGCACCGCUCCCUCCCUCCGCGCAUUCCUUGCUGGGCUCCUGGCUGUCGCCUUCUUUGCUGACAACCCAUCCCAGACUCGGUAGGCUCACCGCCCAGCGGUCGCCCCAGCCUCUUGGCACUUGAGACCCUGCGCUCCAGCUUACGCGGAGACGCUGCCAUUCCCGCCGUUGCCGCCGCUGCAGCCAACACUGGUGCCACGCGCCGCCGCCUUUGCCGUGCCGCUGCCACAACCUCAGCUGUCUGCCCGCCUGCCACCAUGGCCCCACAGCAAACAGGUAGCAGGAAAAGGAAAGCGUCCGCGCUCGAGGCUGGAGCGGGGAGCUCGUCGUCCCAGGGCUUAAUGUCGGCGGGGCACGGAGAGGGGCCGCUGCUGCCCAAGAAGCAGAAGCGGCCAGCCACACUUCGAUCGCUGGUGCACUACCUAAAGGGCCGCACGGUGGGCGCGUGGGGUCGCGCCUGGCUCCCGGGCUUCGAGGGCAAGCUACGUGACUACGCGGUGCAGAGGCUUCCCGAGCUACUGACUGAGCGCCUGCUGGCACUGGGCACCCUCAACAAGGUUUUCGCUUCUCAGUGGCUGAACGCCACGCAGGUGGUGUGUGGCACUAAGUGUAACACGCUUUUUGUGGUGGACGUGCAGUCUGGCCAAAUCAAUCGCAUCCCCCUGAUGCGGGACCGGAUGCCUGCCCUGACCCGGGAUCAGCCAACCUGCGGCAUCCAUGCCAUUGAAUUAAAUCCCUCCAAGACACUUCUGGCCACCGGGGGCGAAAAUCCCAACAGUCUGGCUGUCUACCAGCUGCCCACCUUGGACCCCGUUUGCCUGGGUGACCGCCAUGGGCACAGGGAUUGGAUCUUUGCCAUUGCCUGGAUGAGUGACACCGUGGCUGUGAGUGGCUCCCGUGAUGGCACCAUGGCAUUGUGGCGCGUGGACCCUGACAAGUUUAUUGGCAGCAGUACCUGGCACAACGAUGCGUCUCUUCCCUUGUACACCCACAUUCAUCCAAAGGACAUAGAGUCCAUCCCCAGGGCCAGCAGCAACCCCAGUAACCGCAAAGUGCGAGCCCUGGCCUUCAGCGGCAAGAACCAGGAACUGGGAGCAGUGUCCCUGGAUGGCUAUUUCCACCUGUGGAAAGCACGAAGCCACCUAUCCAGGCUGCUGUCUAUCAGGCUGCCCUACUGCCGAGAAAACGUGUGCCUGACCUACUGUGAUGAAUUGUCCCUGUACGCGGUGGGCUCCCAGUCUCACGUCUCCUUCCUGGAUCCCCGCCAUCGCCAGCAGAACAUUCGGCCCUUGUGCUCCAGAGAGGGCGGUACAGGUGUGCGCUCCUUGAGCUUCUACCAGCACAUAGUCACUGUGGGCACAGGCCAUGGCUCCCUACUCUUCUAUGACAUCCGUGCCCAGAAGUUCCUGGAAGAGAGGGCCUCAGCCAGCCUGGACUCUUUUCUGGGACCCACAGGGAGGAAGCUCAAACUCACCUGUGGCAGAGGCUGGCUCAACCGUGAUGAACUCUGGGUGAAUUACUUUGGUGGUGUGGAGGAGUUCCCCAAUGCCCUCUACACUCACUGCUACAACUGGCCUGAGAUGAAGCUUUUUGUAGCUGGGGGACCUCUCCCUUCAGGCCUCCAUGGGCAUUAUGCAGGCCUCUGGAGUUAAGAAUGGUCACCUUGUCCUGAAAAUGGGCAUAUGUACAUUUGAGCUCUGUUUAAUUUUCUUAAUUUUGUAUUUGUCCUGGUAACUCUACCCUUUGUCUUCCAGGUGGACCUGAAUUAACUUACCUGUGCUUUGUGCAUUAGACAGAGAGAAAGAAAGAGCACAAAAUUGGUGGUUUGGGCACUCAAAUUUUGGCUUUAAGACUUUUCUGCACCUUGCCUAAAGCAUUACUUUCUGCUUUCUCAUACAAGGCUAAACUUUGUUUUCUUUUGCUGAGUGAUUUACAUAUUUUUCUUUAGGCUAAUGUAGUCAUUACUCUCAAUACCAUUUGGUACAUUAGUUUUACCAGUAUUUCCAUAACAUAUUCAGACCUUUACACAUUUUCAGAUGUAUAGUAUUUUGGGAAAAUGUGCGUUAAAAAUGUGUCUUUUGGCUGGGCUGAAGAUAUAGACUUACUCCAAUUGGAAAAUGCAGCUGAAGUUCUAGAUUGCCACCAUUGUGAGCAUAUUUUAUUGGGAUGUUGUUAACUCAGUAUUUGUUGAUUGUAUUUCAUUGGUGCAUAAAAUGAUUUUUAAAAAUGUAUUAUCUUAGUUAAGGAAUAUUACAAUACUGUUUGGUAUUAGUCAAAAAUUUUGAUUAUUCAGUAAAAGUUGAGCAUCACCACCCCAAACCCUCAGACUUCAUUAAAGCUGCUUUCUGUUUACCUUCCUGGGUGGCAUUUAUGCUAUGGCUUUUCAGAGCUACUCAAAACUGGCUUAUGUGUGGCAGAACAAUCAGGUAUUUUAAAAGAUAAACAUUUUGUAGUAUUCAGUUAACACCAUCAAGGUAGCCAUUUACAGUGAAAGACCAGAAGAUGUGCUCAAGAGUAGAUGUUUACAUUUUUGUGUUAAGUACAUGGAUAAUUCUUUGGUCUGAAUCAAUUAUGAGUAUGUGAUGUAUUGCAAAAAAAAAAACCAAAUAAAAUGUGUUCAGCAUCUUAGUAACUAUGUGUGACUUAAAUUUUUGAAUGGUUAAAUGUACACUUUUUGAAUUUCCUACUAGGAAUGUAUUUACCAGAGUCAAAAUUUUCCAAGAGAAAAGCUGAAGCUUGAACAUCAGCUCUGCAUACAUUAUUUUGUACAUUUGGUUUUGAAAAAGAAACAUGUUUAUAAGUUAAAAGAUUAAAUAAUAUUUUGAAUAAUUAAUACAGUUGGUAUAAUUUAGGAUGGCUAGGUGCAUUUUUAUUUACACUAAAGUAUGUGUACUUUUAAGUACUUAUAUAUAUGUUUACUUCCAAUGUAAGUAGGAGGCAUAAAUGUAUACCAUUUUACAUAUGAAGCUGUUUCUCAUGUUUUGAAGUACAUCUAUCAAGUCUUACAAUUUUGGUUUUUAUUUGUGUUUUUUUAAUAUCAAUUUAAAAUGGUGUAUGCACAUGAUCAAAAUAUCAUAAUGUAUAAAAAAUGCACAAUAAAAAUCAAGUGUCACAA